Messenger RNA from Brienomyrus brachyistius, 1335 nucleotides. RefSeq lists its product as uncharacterized. The transcript has 10 exons. The coding region runs from base 1 to 1335 and encodes 444 amino acids. NCBI's taxonomy places the organism in Eukaryota, Metazoa, Chordata, Actinopteri, Osteoglossiformes, Mormyridae. The record is from RefSeq and is a predicted model, not a curated record.
AUGAUAAAUGAUCUGAGGAACCUGCUUGCAACAACAUCAUUCCCAUACCCAAUGACUAACACCAUUGAAGUAACUGGGGUGAACUUAACAACAGCUCCCAAAACUGAAUUGGACUACGACAUUGACAUGGAGGUGACCGUGUCAGAUAUCGCAAUGAUAAAUGAUCUGAGAAACCUGCUUGCAACAACAUCAUUCCCAUACCCAAUGAGUAAUACCAUUGAAGUAACUGGGGUGAACUUAACAACAGUUUGUUACCCGAAUGUUUGUUACCCGAAUGGUAAUGGAUUCCAGUGCAGGUGUGAAGAGCGGUUUGCCUUGUCGUAUGACAGCUGUGUUCUGUACACCCAUUGUGAUGACAUCAUUCAAGGCACAUGCAGAUGCAUCAACGCAAUACCGGCCGAUGGACAGUUUUGCCAACCACAACUACCUCCCAAAACUGAAUUGGACUAUGACAUUGACAUUGAGGUGACCGUGUCAGAUAUCGCAAUGAUAAAUGAUCUGAGAAACCUGCUUGCAACAACAUCAUUCCCAUACCCAAUGACUAAUGCCAUUGAAGUAACUGGGGUGAACUUAACAACAGUUUGUUACCCGAAUGGUAAUGGAUUCCAGUGCAGGUGUGACGAGCGGUUUGCCUUGUCGUAUGACAGCUGUGUUCUGUACACCCAUUGUGAUGACAUCAUUCAAGGCACAUGCAGAUGCAUCAACGCAAUACCGGCCGAUGGACAGUUUUGCCAACCACAACUACCUCCCAAAACUGAAUUGGACUACGACAUUGACAUUGAGGUGACCGUGUCAGAUAUCGCAAUGAUAAAUGAUCUGAGGAACCUGCUUGCAACAACAUCAUUCCCAUACCCAAUGAGUAAUACCAUUGAAGUAACUGGGGUGAACUUAACAACAGUUUGUUACCCGAAUGGUAAUGGAUUCCAGUGCAGGUGUGACGAGCGGUUUGCCUUGUCGUAUGACAGCUGUGUUCUGUACACCCAUUGUGAUGACAUCAUUCAAGGCACAUGCAGAUGCAUCAACGCAAUACCGGCCGAUGGACAGUUUUGCCAACCACAACUACCUCCCAAAACUGAAUUGGACUACGACAUUGACAUUGAGGUGACCGUGUCAGAUAUCGCAAUGAUAAAUGAUCUGAGAAACCUGCUUGCAACAACAUCAUUCCCAUACCCAAUGACUAAUGCCAUUGAAGUAACUGGGGUGAACUUAACAACAGGUAAAAGCAAUCGCUUGGGGAUUUUUUCCUCAGCAUUUCUUUCACGUUAUCUAACGGAGAUUUUCAUCUAUGCUGUUACGCUGGAGGAAAGCUAUUCUUCUAGCUGCAUUUAUCAAUAA